AUGGCCGAUUGCUCCAUUCGUCCUAUGUCGUCAGCUUACUCAUUUCCAUCGACUCAGUUUUGGAACAGUGUUCACUAUCGUCCAAGCAUAGGCAACAGAUUUGUGACGGAUAACUAUCUUCAGGCCAACAAUUUCUCGAUCGUCCCCAGCCGAUCGUAUCCUUCGCAGUUCUUUCGCUCUUGGGUCGAUAAGUCGAGGCAAGUGAGUGAAUGUAAAAACGCUAACAAAAUUGGUCAAUGGGAGACGGUCACACCCAGCUGUCAGUUGCCACACUCGACUGUGCCUUGCAUAACGUUCACCUUCUGCUCAUACAAUGUUUUGUGCCAGUCGACUUUGGAUUCGAUGUAUGAUCUGUACCCAGACUGCAAACCUGAGCAUUUAACGUGGAGCUUUCGAUGGCCGCUGCUACAGAAGAUGUUCGAAUCUUUGGACGCAGAUAUUUUCUGUCUGCAAGAGAUUGAAGCUCAGUACGUUGAACCUUGCUACAUGGCCUACUUCAAAGGCAGAGGUUUCGAUGGCACAUUCAAGAAGCGGACAAAUGACAAGGCAGAUGGUUGUGCAAUCUUCUGGCGACGGAGCAAAUUUUCAUUGCAUUCAAGCACCCAGCUCGAAUAUCUUCUGCCAAGAACGGCGAUGAAUCGUGACAACGUCGGCUUAAUCGUUACACUCAAGUCUGCUGACGAUAAAAAUGAUGGUACAAAGCAGGGGCUUAUUACCGUUGCUACCACGCAUCUGUUGUAUAACCUGAAAAGGGGUGACAUCAAACUUGCGCAGAUGGCUUUGCUGCUUUCUCGCGUGCAGAAGGCCGCACAAAAGAAUGACCCUGAGACGCAUCUUCCGACCUUUCACCCAGUCAUUAUAUGCGGUGAUUUCAAUGCCACACCGUUCUCUCCUUUACACAAAUUUGUGGCUGAUGGUGCACUGCCUUACGAAGGAUUGCGAAGAAAUGAGAUUUCUGGUCAGGGAGCAUUGGGGGGCCCAAAGCUUUGUUUUCCGCUGCUGCCGCCGUCCGCAAACAUAUUAGAGGAGAUGUGUGACCUGCUUGAAGAAAGUUCCACGCAGUCGGUACGUGUUUUCUUUCGAAAGCGGUUUUUUCCCGCUGUUGUCGGUCAUCGAUUGACUCUUCGAUCCGUGUAUGAUUCAGAGAAGACGACGCCUUGUCGCCAUGUUACUUCAGUAUUAGGGCUCAAAACAGUUGAUCACAUAUUCUAUUCUGAUACCAUUCAGACUGGGACGUCUUCCGGGACGUUUGAAAAGCCCUUUCUCCUGUGUACGGAGCGCUGUCCUUUGCCGAUGGUGAGUGAAUUGAAGAUGAUGGCGGCUCCAAAUUCAUGGAUGCCAUCUGACCAUUUUCCAUUGCUCUCGAAAUUUAAUUUUUAUACAUAG
Molecule: messenger RNA, 1386 nt
Organism: Soboliphyme baturini
Lineage: Eukaryota; Metazoa; Nematoda; Enoplea; Dioctophymatida; Soboliphymatidae
Source: the annotation of a GenBank genome assembly